ACGCGUCACUUCCGGAGGAAUCUUCCAGCGCUUUGCGCCUUGCGCUUUAAAAGGCUGCGUUGGUGACGCUCCCGCGACGUUGACAGCUGUUGUGAUUCAGAGACAGUCAUGAUCCUGUUGACGCCAUCCUCCGGUAGGUGCAUCAAUCUAAUCUGGAUUACUGUGCACUCGUCUGGGCAAAUUAGGGAUUGAUUUUGGUUGCAGUGAAUAAAUGGGAUGAGGUUUUCUUAAAUGAUCGCCGUACUCAUAUCGUGUAUAGCCUGCAUGCAUUUGUAUGUUCCCGUCGUCUUAGCGCUCAAAUGAAUGUCAUGUCUUUAUUUUUCAAUACCUGUUGUUCUUCUGUCCUCUCAUUCAGCCUUUCAGUCAAUAAUAGGUAACGUGGUAGUCUUGUGUAACAUGGGACUUGCCAUCAUACAUUCAACAGCAACUCAGAUGUAGUGAGCUGCUUGAAAUUGGCCGAAUCGGUGUGCGUUUGAUUUCCAGCGACAUAUUAUACAUACUCAACAACAGCCCUCAAAAGACGAACUACAUGUUUCUCUUUUGUGAUACUCACAAGUUAAUGUGUCUGAAAGUAUUUUCAGGUGUCAUGCAGAAUUGGACGUUUCAGUAAAGUAAAAGCAUUCCUGCAGUGAAAAAAAGUUGUUCGUGGCUGUCUGCUCUUGUCUCAUCCGCUGUUUUCUUUCAGAUGAAGAAUCUCUUGAACUGCCCUGCCUUUGGAAUCACAGGAAGUUCAGGGUGAAACUUGCUAUACGGGCUGCUACAAUGCACCAUUUAAAUCUAUAUUGCAACUUUUGAAGUCAUGAUCUAAGCACGCUGUCUUGGACGGUACUAUGACAUGAGAGAAAGCGAAUAUUGAUUUGUGGGGGGUAAAGACAGGGUUUUUUUUGGCCCGUGCGAGCUGGUGUCAGCUUUCAUUACAUCUCGCUGACUUUGUGUUGAUGGCUGCACAGUAUGUAUGUCGUGUAUAUAGCUGUUACUCGAAUCUGUAUUGCAAAAUUUAGCGUCACUGUAAACACACAAGAACUUGUAAAUGAAGCCAAAAGCAAACGGCGUCUUUUUCAGUGUACUGUAUGCUCUCUCAGCAGUAAACUCGAACAACGCAGGCAAGCUUUUUUUUUCUACUUUAAAAUCGAUGCUUGGGUGGCCCUUGUCAAUCGACUGGGGCCAUUAGCUGCUGCCACAUUGUCCUAGGUCACCGCUCUUGAUUGGUGCUAGCCAGCAGACAAAUUGAUCUCACGUCUGGUAUAUGUCAAUGCAGUUGUUGCAAUUAAUUCACACUCUCACUCUAGCCAAUAGUGAAAGUACGUAGUUACCCAAAUGUCCAUUGUUCGUGAGCAGUGCUUGUGUGAGUGUGUAUAUAUGUGUGUGUACUGACAGAAAAAAGCACUUUAAUUGAUCAUGUGGCAGCAUCAUGAACAACUGAACAACUGGUUAUAGCACAUCCACCUCUCAUUGCAGAGGUUCUGGGCUCAAACCCAGGCUCCGGCUUUCCAGUGUGGAGUUUGGAUGUUCUUCCUGUGCCUGUUUGGGUUUUUUACGAGUACUCCACAUUCCACAAACGAGGCUCAUUGAAGACUCUAAAUUGUCCGUAUAUAGGUGUUGAACGCACGUGUCUCUAUGUGCGCCCUGCCAUUGGCUGGCGACCCGUUUAGGGUGUACCCUGCCUCUCGCCCAAAGAUAGCUGGGAUGGGCUCCAACACGCUUUGUGACCCUUUUGAGCAGCAAUGCCCAAGUCCGGUCCUCAACCAUAUUUUAAUCACCUGCACUCAAUGCACAUGUUUGAAUGCAAGUAAAUUCAAAGUGGUGUGUGAUAUGUAGCACGAGAGAAACCCUUGAUAAUGUCUGACUGCCUAAUGGAAACUGUCAAAUACUGACCAGAGAUGUAGGUACAGUAAACGUAUGUGGGGUUUUUUUUUGUUUUUUUUUAACUGAUUCUGAAUCGGCCAGCGUUUCUUUUUGCUAGCACAUCAGGUCUUUGGAAUUAUGUAAUACGCGAUAUACUGUAGUAAUGUUUAGAAUUUUUCUGAAUUCAGGCUUUGGUCCAACAAGAGGUGGACUUAUUUUUUUCGGAAAACAUUAGGCUGUAAAUUACAACGCAUGGCAAAUCCGUAUUCUCGCAAACUUUAUUCAGUCAAACUUCAAACCCAAAAAUGAAAAUGUCUCAAAAACUCGAUGUGCUAAAAAGAAGUAAAGACAUUUUUGAAAUAAGCGUGAAAAUACAAUUGAGGGUCUCUGAUUAAAAUUUGCUGUUGACCAGUGGAAUAGUUAACAAAUCUUCGAUUGCGUGGGUGGAGGACACUAAUGAUGCAUGCUGUAGGCUGCACACCCCUGACUAAACGAAUGCAUUCUUGUUAUCCGAAUAUGGGCCUAUAUGUUGUAUUGCCGGUUCCCGCCCAAUAAAUGUGUGGCGACAAGUGAUGCUUCUUUUAUAUUAGGUAGCAGACUCCGAUAGGUCGUUUCGUAUCCAGUUUUUGCUUUUCACAGCUGAGAUUUGACUCAGACUGGGACAAAUGGUUCACGUUUCGACACACUAAGGUCAACCGGCUCGGUUGUGGGAUAGGUCUCUUCCAGUGCACCAACAAGUUGUUUCUCAGCGAUCAGGCCACGGGACUCCAGAUCAUGGAAUUUGCUCGUAGAAAUGCUGCUAACGCCCUAUCAGUUGCCAACAUGGUCAUGGGCAUAGCCUCCAUCCUCGGCAGUCUUGAUGGGCGCCAUCAUGCGGCAUGUUGGUCGAUUCUGAUUGGCUACCUGCUGGAUCUGGCCGAUGGAGCUGUUGCCAGGAGGCUUGGCACCUGUUCUGCUCUAGGUGCAAAGCUGGAUGAUUUUGCAGAUUUCACAACGUUUGGGAUCGCCACAUCCCUGCUGCUGAGGACGCCUGACCUGUUGGAUCACAUCCUCUGCAUGUGUUACAUCCUCUCAGUUUUUGUUCGCCUCUGUUUCUUCUCGAGCGGAAUCCCAUUCAUGUAUUGUGGACUGCCCUGCACCUACUCGGCGGGCGUCCUCGCCAGUGCCUCGUUGCUGUCGGGCAACAACACGGCCAUGCUGCGAGUCCUCGCUGUGGCCAUGAUCCUAUUCAUGAUUAAUCAGAGUUUCUACCCUCACGACCGAGUGCUGGAGUCAGAGGCCUGGAAGAAAGUUGUCUAUGCUGGAGGAGUGGUCAUGCUGUUCUGCUCGUUCUUCCUCCCCCCCUGUGUGUACUACCUACUGUGGUCUAUCUCCUACAUUUUGUUCCCAACAUCUCUUUGGAGCAGUAAAGUGUAAAAAUGAGAAGGUGGCCAAUUCCAGAUUGCGGCUAGCUGCCAUGGAGGCUCACCAGAAGCUCAUUCACCACAAACAAACACUGCUGUAUUUAGGAUUCCCCCCCCCCCUCCUUUUUUAAAAUAUUGGAUGUGACACCUUGCAGGGAGAAUCCAGAUGAGAAAGACAGAUAUCCUAACACGAUUAACUCUGAUGCCUUCUCUAAAGGUGAACAAGAUAAGUCUUGUCCCACCCCCCAUCUUAAAAAUAAUUGUGAUCUGAUUGGUCUCUGGUGUGAUCUCGACAGUCUUAAUCCAAUUUCCAGUUUUAUCAGUUUUAUGCAAAUGGACGCAGAGUGCCAAAUAAAUUAA
Messenger RNA from Hippocampus zosterae (dwarf seahorse), 3608 nucleotides. RefSeq names its product transmembrane protein 269 (gene tmem269). The transcript is spliced from 7 exons. Gene Ontology annotation, molecular function: phosphotransferase activity, for other substituted phosphate groups. Bases 2620 to 3261 code for a protein of 213 amino acids. NCBI's taxonomy places the organism in Eukaryota, Metazoa, Chordata, Actinopteri, Syngnathiformes, Syngnathidae. Gene Ontology annotation, biological process: phospholipid biosynthetic process. The record is from RefSeq and is a predicted model, not a curated record. Gene Ontology annotation, cellular component: membrane.